This is a messenger RNA of Corticium candelabrum, 1798 nucleotides long. RefSeq names its product UNC93-like protein MFSD11. The transcript is spliced from 18 exons. The record is from RefSeq and is a predicted model, not a curated record. Bases 280 to 1620 code for a protein of 446 amino acids. NCBI's taxonomy places the organism in Eukaryota, Metazoa, Porifera, Homoscleromorpha, Homosclerophorida, Plakinidae.
UCUCUCUCUCUCCUCUCUCUCCUCUCUCUCCUCUGGUAUAUAAGGCUCUGGUUACCGUAAGUGCCAGAGCUGUGUAGAGAGCUCUGCAGAGCCUUGUGUAGCUGGACUCUAAUUUCGCGUGGGCCAUGGGCGACAUGAGUCUACAUAGGCGGGAUUAGGGCCUGGUUACGCGAGACGGCUCUGUAAAGAUGUAUAGUGGACCUCUACAAAUAGUAUAAAGUAGUGCGCGCAUGAGGUUUGGAAUUCAAGGAAGGUUAGAUAUCAACAACGCCUGCAAAGAUGUAUAACGUGAUUAUGCUCGGAGUGAUUUUUCUGUUCUUGUUUACUGCGUUUCAGACAAGUACAGUGGUUGAGCCAACGGUGUUGCAGCAGAUUUAUGGCAAAGAGAAAGGAAAUACAAUUGGAUUUAAUAGUGUGGCCAUCAUCUAUGCUGUGUUUACCUUUGCUAACUGGCUGGCACCUUCUGUGGUGUCAGUGCUUGGGGCAAAAUGGACUCUGUUUCUGUGUGGGAUUCCAUAUUGUCUGUUCCUGGGGGCAAUCAUUCAUCCAUUUACCUACACGGUCUAUAUUGGUGCUGCACUAUUGGGACUGGCUGCUGGACCUUUGUGGACUGCUCAGGGUCUUUAUUUGACACAAAACUCUAACAAGGACACUAUUGGGAGGAAUUCAGGGAUAUUUUGGGCUCUUCUUGAGUCAAGCCUGGUGAUAGGAAACCUGUUUGUAUAUUUAUACUUACCAGCAGAUAUAGCUACUAUCACUGAUCAAGAGAGACAUGUUAUAUAUGGGACAUUUACAUCUUUGGGUGUUCUUGGUGUCAUUGGUGUCGUUUUGCUUGGUCGUCCAACCUCCUUUAGGCGUGGAGAUGGUAGUUACAGUCUCAAUUUGAGCCAAGAACACACCACUCCAGUGGCUCGAGACUACGGUCUGACUGCACUCAAGGACGCGUUCCAUCUUGUUCAGACAAAGGAGAUGAUGCUUGUCAGUUUGGCAUCAUUUUAUACAGGCAUCAGUCUGACGUUCUUUAGUAGUGUAUACGACACAGCAGUCGGAAACAUUGAAGCUACUCCAAAAUUUGGCCCCCAUUUUACUAAACGUGAUGUCGCCUUAGCAGGAUUGUUAGUCGGCCUAGGCGAGAUAACAGGUGGCUUGCUUUUUGGAUUGCUUGGAAAGCGGGUGGUUCGGAGCGGUAGAGAUCCUGUCAUUGUGCUCGGUCUAGUCACUCACAUUGUGUUUGUGGGUGUGACAUUUCUUAAUUUACCAUCGAAUUCUCCGUAUGAGGUGACAGUUGACCUUUCAAGAACUCCAUAUAUCCUCCCACUGGGACCAAGUGUGUAUGUUGCCAUGAUUAGUGCGUAUUUGCUCGGGUUCGGAGACAGCUGUUUCAACACUCAGAUCUACUCAUUUCUUGGCGACACGUAUGAAACCAAUAGUGCUCCUGCUUUUGCGUUGUACAAGUUUUUUCAGUCACUGGCAGCAUCAAUCUCAUUCUUCUACAGCCCAUAUCUCGAUAUUCAAUAUCAAUUGUUAAUAAUGGUUGUAUUUGCUGUUAUUGGAAGUGCAGGAUUUAUUAAUGUGGAAUGGAGUACGCAGAGGAGGGGCGGGUAUCUGGCUAUCAAAUAGUUUGACAUUGAGACAUUGGGUGGUUGAUUGGCUAUGGUAUGUGUAUGCUGUCAUUUGUGGCAUGGUGUUAAUUAAUAUUUGCUGUUUUCCUUGCUUUCCAUGCUGGUGUAGUGGUUGAUAUUUGGUUUGCAGAGAUAUUUUGUGAUGUAGUCAGCAAUAUAUGUUUUAGAAAAAACUC